Messenger RNA from Saxophila tyrrhenica, 2559 nucleotides. RefSeq lists its product as uncharacterized. The record is from RefSeq and is a predicted model, not a curated record. Gene Ontology annotation, cellular component: extracellular region. Bases 1 to 2559 code for a protein of 852 amino acids. Gene Ontology annotation, molecular function: alpha-glucuronidase activity. The transcript is spliced from 5 exons. Gene Ontology annotation, biological process: xylan catabolic process. Lineage: Eukaryota; Fungi; Ascomycota; Dothideomycetes; Mycosphaerellales; Extremaceae.
AUGUUGUGGGCUCUCCUAUUGCCGUUGCUGCAACCUGUCGUGGCGGAGACUGGAAUUGAUGCUUGGUUGAGAUAUGCUAGGGUCCCAAAUUGCGGGAAACUUCGACAUGAGGUUCCUGGAAGGAUCGUAGCACUAAACAACUCCGAAGCCAGUCCUGUGUAUACGGCCGGCCAGGAGCUUGCGUUGGGUUUUGCUGGUAUCCUGGACAAGGAUGUUCAAGUCAGCGAUACAUCUUCGGCGAAACACCACGGUUCGCACGGCCACUCCGGGACCCUCAUGGUUGGCACUGUCGACCAAUUCGCUGACGCUUCGAUGGAUGUGGAUCUUGACGAUGAUGAGCUGAUCGCAGACGGCUACCACAUAAGCAUAUCUGGAUCUGACGUUCACAUUAUUGGUGAGAACGAUCGAGGCGCUCUUUACGGCGCCUUCAACUACCUCAACGCCCUCGCCCAAGGCAACGUGCCAUCAGAGUCCUACACAUCAAAUCCCGACGCACCGAUACGAUGGGUCAACCACUGGGACAACUUACAGGACGGUGGCACUCACGGCAGCGUGGAGAGAGGAUACGGCGGCGAGUCGAUCUUCUACUGGGACGGAUCUGUGAGAGAGGAUCUCAGCCGCGUGCCGCAGUACGCUCGUCUACUCGCCUCCGUCGGAAUCAAUGGUGCCAUCGUGAACAACGUCAACGCAAACGAGUCCAUGGUCGAGCCAUACAUCGUCCAAGGCCUUCAAAGGGUCGCUGAUCUCAUGCGUCCAUAUGGCGUGCAAAUCGGAAUGUCAUUGAACUUUGCCACGCCCGAACUACUAGGUGUUCUCGACACAUAUGACCCUCUGAACCAGAGCGUCAUCGACUUCUGGAACCAACGUACCGACAUGAUCUACGAGCACAUCCCCGAUCUGGCUGGGUACUUGAUCAAAGCUAGCUCCGAGGGCCAGCCGGGACCAUUGGCCAUCAACAGGACACUGGCCGAAGGAGCAAACUUGUUUGCCAAAGCUCUUCAGCCGCAUGGCGGGAUCACGAUGUUCCGCGCCUUCGUCUAUGACUCUACCUCUCUGAAUGAGACAGAAGACUGGAGGGCUGACCGAGCAAAUGCUGCGGUGGAGUUCUUCGACGGACUUGAUGGAAAGUUUGACGACAAUGUCGUGAUUCAAAUCAAGUAUGGGCCGAUCGACUUCCAAGUACGCGAGCCCGCGUCCCCGCUGUUCGCCCAUCUGAAGAACACGCCCAGUGCAAUAGAAUUGCAGGUCACUCAAGAGUACCUUGGCCAACAAGAUCAUGUCAUGUACUUUGCAGAUCUCUGGAAGAGCGUCCUCGACUUCGACCUCCGAGUGGAUGGCGAGCAAUCGCUGGUCAAGGACAUCAUAGCUGGGCGCCGUUUCAACCAGCCUCUCGGUGGAUAUGCUGCCGUUUCGGGUAUAGGAUUGAACCAGACGUGGUUGGGAAGCCAUCUUGCCAUGUCGAACCUGUACCUCUACGGUCAAAUGGCGUGGAAUCCGGACGUGUCAUCUGCCGGGGUGAUUGAGGACUGGACUCGUCUGACGUUCGGGUUUAACCAAGACGUCAUCGACACCGUCAGAGAGAUCUCGCUUGAAGCGUGGCCGACGUACGAGAAUUAUACAGGCAACCUUGGCAUUCAGACGCUGACGGAUAUUCUGAAUGCGCACUACGGUCCCAACCCAGCUAGUCAGGAUGGCAACCCCUGGGGCCAGUGGACUCGCGCUGACACCUUUUCCAUCGGAAUGGACCGUACCAUCGAGAACGGCACGGGCUUCGCGGGACAAUACCCACCCGAGGUCGCACAAAUGUACGACAAUAUCGAGACGACACCCGAUGAUCUCCUCCUAUGGUUCCACCACGUCCCGUACACGUACGUCUUGAAUUCAGGCGAGACGGUCAUCCAACACUUCUACAACGCCCAUUACGCCGGAUCGGAGAAUGCGCAGACGUUCCCUGAACGCUGGCAGGCGCUGCAGGGCAAGAUGGACCAGCAGCAGUGGAGCGAGACGAUGCACAAGUUCGUCUACCAAGCCGGACACUCCAUCGUAUGGCGCGAUGCGAUCAACAACUUCUACUACAACCUUUCGGAUAUCCCGGAUGAGCUCGGGAGAGUCGGUCACCAUCCAUACCGUAUCGAGGCAGAAUCAAUGGAGCUGGACAACUAUGAGCUCUACCCUGUGAUCCCGUGGAACACAGCUUCGAACAAGACGUGCAUCGUGACGACUUCCAACUCCACCACCGGCACCGCGAGUACGACGCUCAGCGAUGUCAAGACCGGAACGUACGAUGUCGCUGUCAACUACUUUGACCAGGCGAUCGGGCACGCGCAGUGGACGCUGUCGAUUGACGACACGGUGGUCGGCAAGUGGGUAGGCGACAGCGAUGUUACGCUGAGCCAUGCUCCGGUACUGUAUAUUGAUGGGCAGACAGCUAUUAGGAUCACGUUCAACGGCGUUGAUAUUAAGAAGGGCGCUACGCUUAAGAUUGUCGGCGUGGCGGACGGGCAAGAGCCGGCUCCGAUCGAUUAUGUGAGCAUCUUUCCACCGGGGGAGGUUGACUAG